CACCUUUCCUUCAAACAAUAUACUUUCCUGUCCAUACCCGGUAUCGGUUCUUGCGUCAUCACAACAUACACACAUACUAUUCUCUAGUAUCUAAUUAUCUGGCCUCUCGAUCCGUUGACUCAACGCAACAGCUGCCGGCAGCAUCGCAUCGUCCUCGCCACGCUCAACUGCAUGCGCCCUCCUCGGCAUUGACUACACAUCCCGCACUUUUUCGUCUUAACCGCUCACUUUCCUUUGGUACAAGAUGUUUAAUCGCCCCUCUGUUCCGAACCCUUUCGCCCGCCCCUCUCGAGGGGACGGUUAUUCGGACCCCAACCAGGCUCCCAGGCCUGGGGCAAGUCCCGCUGGAUACGGUGCCUCGCCGCAGAGACCCCCGCAUAUGCCUCCGAGAGAUCAGUAUAGGGAGAAGCCCGGGAGCUCCGGCCAGGCGUGGACGCUACGACCCGCAAAGAGCCCGGAUAAUACGUAUACGUUCGGCAACUUGGUUGCCGUUUCGACCCAGGAAUUCCCGCCCCAUCGCGAUGGCAGUGACCUCCUGCUUCUUAUAAACGAUCUCUAUGUCUUCUCCGCUCGCCCACUGGACGGGUUCCCGCCGGGACAUAUUAGCAUGUCGGAUCCUCAGCGGACAUGGGCUGGUGUUGCCUUCACGGAUGCUGUUAAGGUGCAGAUAUACGAUCCGUUCAGCGGGGGUGGACAAGCAUACGUCGGCUCUACAGACAUCGAAGUGGGAUUUGCUGGGAAAAAGAGGGUCGAGACCCCUUACGACCAAGACGAGCUGGGCAAUGCCGUGAUCAGGAAUUUCCAAAACCAAAUAUUCUCCCCGGGUCAGAAGAUCCUCAUGGAUCACCGGAGCAUCCCCCUUCUAUUGACUGUCAAGACUGUUCAGCGGGUGGAUCUGUCUUCCGGGAAACCCGAUCCUAACGGUGGACACGUUGAGACGGAUCCUACGGCCAGGGGGAUCCUUACGAGCCACUCUCAGGUCACCUUCUUCAAGGACGCCCGUACUGGCAUCAACUUGAAACCUUCCAACCGCCGACCUGCGGCCAACUCCAUCAUUCAACCUGACUUCAAGUUUGAGAACAUGGGAAUUGGUGGUCUUGAUUCCGAAUUUAGCACGAUUUUCCGUCGUGCCUUCGCAUCGCGUAUCUUUCCCCCGGGGCUGGUGGAGAAGCUCGGACUCCAGCACGUCAAGGGUAUCUUGCUCUACGGGCCUCCGGGAACGGGUAAGACUUUGAUUGCUCGACAAAUUGGGAAGAUGUUGAACGCCAGGGAGCCUAAGGUCAUCAAUGGACCAGAAGUGCUGAACAAGUAUGUUGGUCAGUCAGAGGAGAACAUCCGGAAGCUAUUCGCGGAUGCAGAGAAGGAAUACAAGGAGAAGGGUGAAGAAAGUGGCCUGCACAUCAUCAUCUUUGACGAGUUGGAUGCUGUCUGUAAGCAACGUGGCAGUGGAGCAGGUGGUGGUACCGGCGUGGGCGACAGUGUGGUGAACCAGUUACUUUCCAAGCUCGAUGGUGUCGACCAGCUCAACAACAUUCUGCUCAUCGGUAUGACUAACAGGAAAGACAUGAUCGAUGAAGCGUUGUUGCGUCCUGGCCGUCUUGAAGUCCAUAUGGAAAUCUCUCUCCCCGAUGAGAGCGGUCGAGCCCAGAUUCUCAAGAUCCACACCCAGAAGAUGCGGGACAACGAUGUGAUGGAUGAUGACGUUGAUCUGCCCGAGCUGUCCUUGAUGACCAAGAACUUCUCCGGUGCUGAGAUUGCUGGUCUGGUCAAAUCUGCGUCCUCUUUCGCAUUUUCCCGGCAUAUCAAAGUUGGCACGAUGGCUAGCAUCAGUGACGAUGUUGUGAACAUGAAGGUCAACCGAGCUGACUUUCACCAUGCACUUGAGGAGGUUAAACCUGCCUUCGGUGUCUCCGAAGAGGAGCUGUCGAGCCGCAUACAGUACGGCAUUAUCCACUUCUCGCCCACAAUCAAUGAAAUCAUGAAGGAGGGAGAGCUUUUCGUGAAACAAGUUGGCAAUGCUGAAUCCACACCCCUGUUCUCUGUCCUGCUGCACGGUCCCACCGCAAGUGGCAAGACUGCCCUUGCAGCUCGGAUCGCCAUCGAUUCCGGCUUCCCCUUCAUCAAACUGAUUAGCCCCGAAGACAUGGUUGGAUUCAGCGAGAUGGCCAAGGUCCAACACAUCAGCAAAAUCUUCGACGAUGCCUACAAGAGUCAGACGAGUGUGGUUGUCGUUGACAACAUUGAGAGACUCAUCGAGUGGGUUCCUAUCGGCCCUCGCUUUAGCAACACUAUCUUGCAGACCUUGAUGGUUUUCUUGAGGAAGCAGCCUGCGAAGGGAAGGCGACUGUUGGUUCUGGCAACCACCACAGAGAGAGCCGUGCUGAAGCAACUGGACCUGUAUAACUCCUUCAAUGCCGACAUUAGGGUACCCACUGUCAUGACCUACGAGGAGCUGAAGUACAUCAUGAAGAAGUCCGAGGCAUUCGACGAUCAAGAAGUCGAACAGGCGCUCGAAGGCAUUGGUAGCAUCUCAGAUGAUAACACCACUAUUGGAGUGGGUGUGCAGAAGGUGCUCCUUGGCAUUGAGACGGCCAAGCAGGAUGUGGACAAAGUUGGACGUUUUGUGCGCGUCAUUAACAGGGCGAUGGAAGAGGAGCGUUCUUUUGCUUAAAGUAUUUUGAUGGUGACGGAGGAGUGAAUUCUCCGGUAUAUCUUUACUACAUUGGCUAGUUAACAUGUAUAUCUGAAUGGCAGGUAUUAAUUAUGACAAUAAUAUGGUCAUUCACUGUAU
Molecule: messenger RNA, 2791 nt
Organism: Aspergillus heteromorphus CBS 117.55
Lineage: Eukaryota; Fungi; Ascomycota; Eurotiomycetes; Eurotiales; Aspergillaceae
Product: AAA family ATPase SEC18
Exons: 4
Coding region: 245-2671 (808 amino acids)
Biological process (GO): Golgi to plasma membrane protein transport; SNARE complex disassembly; intra-Golgi vesicle-mediated transport
Cellular component (GO): Golgi stack
Molecular function (GO): ATP binding; ATP hydrolysis activity
Source: RefSeq, a predicted model, not a curated record